UGUCACUAUAAAAAUCACUCUAGCAGUUUCAAAGGCCCAGCUUCUUCUAGGAUACCUCGAUGUGGAAUACUUCAAUUUGUUUAAUAUAAGAAGCUCCCUGCUAUGUGGAUAUUUGUUAGCAAUGACUGAUGUGGAAACUACAUAUGCAGAUUUUAUUGCUUCAGGAAGAACAGGUAGAAGAAAUGCAAUACAUGAUAUCCUGGUUUCCUCUGCAAGUGGUAACAGCAAUGAAUUAGCCCUGAAAUUAGCAGGUCUUGACAUCAACAAGCCAGAAGGCAAAGAUGAUGCACAGCGAAGUUCAACAGAACAAAGCGGGGAAGCCCAGGGAGAAGCAGCAAAAUCUGAAAGCUAAUCCACCGCUUUGACCUUCAACAACACCUGACAACAUGGCCGAUCUCCAGGCAUUGCUGGAAUGAAGGAGUUUCCAUAAGUGAAAAGGGGAAAAGAAAAUGGCUGUGCUGCAUCACGGGAGCCUGCUCAUUACCGUCCUCAAAAUGGAGGCAGAGGCUGUGGCUGCAGACAGACUUUUCUCUACCUCUGUCAUUAGCAAUGGCUGAAAUUAUGUGGUUUGGGUUUGGAUGUCAUUUUUGUAUGGAUCCUUUCACUUGACCAUGUGAUGAAAUGCUUGUAGAAAGUAGCACUGACCUAGAUGAUGAUUCCUGUAGCAUCUGGCCCCUCACAAUGUCAGAGGAUUUAAUUGUGUUUUCUUGCAAAGGGUUGGUUGAACCCCAGAGUUUAAAUAUUGCUGGAUCAAGUAUUUACCCAGUAAAAGAACCAUCCAGAAAGCAGUUUUUAGCAUUAUGUGUCUGUGUUACUGCUGUGUUACUUACACUGUUUUGUAUUAUACAAUAUAGAUGCUCAGCACUGCCCGUUCUUUGACUGCUUAUUGAAAAAAAAAAAGAUGUAUAUUACUGUGAAUUUUUAUACCACUCAUUUUUUACAGGGCUGCCUGUUCUUUUUUUCAUAGUGUGAUGGUGUACACAGAACACAUUUUUAAAAAAUGUAAUCUUUCCUCUUAAUCAUUAUAUAUUAAUGAAUUAAAUCUAAUUGAUUCACCAAGAUUCUUUUGCUUUAUUAUCAGACAUUUGAAAAUAUCCAUUAAUGUGAAUAUCACUUAAAUUCAGUCUGUUUGGUGUCUGUACAGACUGGAAUUUAAUCAAUUUUCUUUUAUGCCCAAAUGAGAAAUUUAUCCCAUCUAAUAUUUUUAUUCUUAGUUAUGCCAAUUUGAGGGAAUGAGGAGAUAGAUAUCUAAAGCUAAGAUAAUCCUAAGAACUGGAAAUAUUUUGUUCUAUAUAAUCAAAUUUCCCACAGUGAUGUACACUACUAUUUAAAUUUGGAGAAAAACUUGCCUCCACCAAACUGAAAAGGAUGGAAAAAGUGAUCUCCUGGCAGUCAUGUGGACACCAAUCAUAAAAGUAAAGCCCUCACAUUGUGUUUUACAUGUCUUUUUUCAGCCUUGUCAGAUCCAGAUGUUAUUAUGCACUUUUUAAUGUUUGUAAACUUUUACUAUAAUUAGUGUGAACUGCACUGUAAUUAUCACCAUUAGAAGCUAACAAAAUUUUUACCAAUACUGUGGAUGGCUUAUGCUGUGUUUUGACAUGAUUCUUUUAUGGAAACUUUGUGUGAGUGAUGUAAUCCCUCUGGUCAGUAUUAUGAAAUCAUUUGUCAGUGGUAAUAAAUGAGGAACCAGUAAUAUACAAAUGAUUUAUGAAUUACUGGACAAAUAACAGGUAACAGAAAACCUCUUUGCAGUAAAGAGCCCACUUAGCUGUCCUGGAGGGUGUAGAUAUAGUUUCGGGUAAUGUAGGUAGAACAGCAUUUCAACAGGUAAUCUAUGUGGUUACCAGGAAUUCACCCUUUCUCUAUAGUUACAAAUAGGGUGAAAGGUAGGUCUGCUCACAUCUCCUUUACAGUGCUUUUCACUGUCUUGAAUAAUAGCAUGAGUCUCAUUUGGUUCUGAAUUAGACAUUACGACAACCAAAAAAAAAAAAAAAGGAAAGAAAGAAAGAGCAAUUGAGUCUGAGAACAACAACAAAAAAAAAUUAGAUUAUCUCUUCCUAUCUACCCUGCCAAUAGGCCAAAGUGCCCAG
Messenger RNA from Octodon degus (degu), 2090 nucleotides. It is a transcript of the gene Pkia, whose product is annotated as cAMP-dependent protein kinase inhibitor alpha. Lineage: Eukaryota; Metazoa; Chordata; Mammalia; Rodentia; Octodontidae. Gene Ontology annotation, cellular component: nucleus; cytoplasm. Gene Ontology annotation, biological process: negative regulation of cAMP-dependent protein kinase activity. The record is from RefSeq and is a predicted model, not a curated record. The transcript is spliced from 3 exons. Gene Ontology annotation, molecular function: cAMP-dependent protein kinase inhibitor activity. The coding region runs from base 122 to 352 and encodes 76 amino acids.